AUGUCAGCACCGAUAGAAAAUAAACCGACGAAGUUCAAGGAAAAUCCAUGUCCGCUCUCUGUUGCUGCGUAUAGCAAAGCAAUAAUUGAACCACAAAUUGGUCAAAAAGGAAUCAGUAUGCUUAGUUUAGCAGCAAUAACUUUGGUUGGUGAACGAUUUGAUGGUACGAAUGCAGAAGAGAUGUAUACUAGCUUCAAAGAAAUUCUAAACGGCAAAUGUCAAAAACAAAAUUCAUCCGAAUUUUUGGCAUUUUGGCGUUCCCUACAAAGCAAAAUGGAGAAGCUAUCGGUAUGUCGUCUUUUAUAUAUGUAACUAUUUUGUAAACGAAUAAUUGCUACAUAUUUGUUACAAGUUGAGAUUUGAAAAUAUGACGGUAUAGAAGUCAUUUUCUAUAUCUCAAUCUGGAUAUACGUAUAUAUAGUUGCCAUAUAUACACAAGAUAAAAUAGAUCAUGAUUUUUAUACGCCUAUAUUCUUCCUUUUACGACACUAUAUAUUUGAUAGAUAUGAUCAAUAAGUUGUUUGUAUAGUUAUCGUUGUUUAAAAACACUUGUAUUAAGUAAAGGAAUCUAGUAAUCUAUAUAUAAGUACAUUUAGACGGGUUCCUUGUUAGCCAAAUUUACGAUGUAACUUAUGGGGAAAAUCGCCUAGCUUUUCCAAUAAUAUUUAAGAUUUGUCACCAUACAGAAUUAAAAAUGGCCGGGUUAUUCCCUUCCACGCAAUCGAAAAUUUUCGUAAAUUUUAGAACGAUGAAGUAUAUAGACGUAAAUUACACUAAAUUUAGGCAUUUUACUAGAUUUAAAUCAAAGCUGUAAGACAACAAAGACGUGUUUGCGGGUAAAUUUAGCUAUACAUCUAUCGGAACAAAUUAAUUUGCAAUAAAGAGAAGCCGAAAGGCAUUUUGUUGUAGACAUUAUGCUGUUAGUAAUUUUUUUCACUCCGCAUUCAGUAAUGAUAAACAAACUCUUAAGUUUAGAAGUAUUAAGGAAUUUGAGGUUAUACAAAACAAUUUUUUAACAUCAAAAUAAAGAGGGAAACCUUGUUUAAAUGGCUCGAAUCUUGAGUUUUAAUACAAGAUGUUAGCUAUAAAUAAAUAUUCGAAGUGAGUUUCAUCAGAUUUUACAUCUCGCGAAAUUGUCUGCUCACGGACAAAUGGAGUUUGCAUUUUUUAUGCCAUCAUUUUAAUGUGUUCCUGUCAUAUAGAUAAACCUUAAUAUUGCAUUUGCUUACGCUAGCUAGUUAAAACCUUAAGCUAGGUCAAAACUUAGAAAGUCUAAACCCUUCCAUAUAUAAAUUAUAAUAUCAUGCAAUAUUCGUAUAAUAAUUAACAUAGGCCUAUAUCAAUGUUAAUUAAUUCAUAUACAGUAAUAGUAGCCUAUAUACUUAUAUUGUUGCUGAAUACUUAUUCUACUGCACGUACAAUAUGAAAAUAUCAUGUUAACAUGCAUAUACUGUAUUUACAGGUAUGACUGAGUCAGUACUGUAAAUGCAUGUCAAUGGAGCUGUUUUUAUAUAAAAAUUAGUUUCUUGAUUAAUAGUGUGUUUAAUAUAUGUUUUGCCUUCAUGAACUCUUCGUUCUUGCUCUAAUGCUAAAAUAGUUGAGGAUAUUUUUCAACCUAAAAUAAGCUAAAAUAUUUGUUGAUAGAUUCUAAAUCUAGUUGAUAAUAUUUUACUGCCUCCUACUGUGCGAAUUCCAAGAAGUGACUUUAUAAUGAGUCAAUUUCCAGGUAUUCCUUUCAGUUUCAUAAUCAGACCAUAACAGAAUUGAAACUUGCAUUUACACAAUUUCGAAGUUAAAUUGAUAGAUAGCCUUGCCUGUUCUAUUUUCUCAAUUCUCAAUAUCUAUAGCCUUCCUAUAGGCCAAGUAACAAGUAACAUGGUCAUAUAUUGUCACUUUAGUCAGGUUUCAUAAAAGCAUAUAGACCAUAGCUUUCUGCCAAAGAGCUUUGUCGCUUUAAAUUCACUUUGUCACUGACUUUGUUUUAGCUUAAAAACUAACAUUAGUUUAUACUAUAUAUACAACUUAGAUUUAACAUGUAAUUGAACAGAUACAACACAAAAGAAUAUGCCAUUGGCAUUGGAAACCAGCUUUUAACAUGGAAAUUUUAUACACCAUUUCCAUUGGACUUUGCAUGGCCAUGCAUAUAUUUAAACAUCCCAUAGCAACAAAAUCCAUACUCGGCAAAUUUUAGUAAUAAUAGCGAAUUACUACAAUAUAUGUAUGAAAAUAUAAUUACCUCAUAUAUAACAGCAUUUAUGUUACGUUGUCGACCAGGUCCUCUGGAGAAAAAAGCUCAAAAUAUUCUAUUUUGAUUUUACCACUAGACUUUACAUACUCAGUCCUGCAAUUGAAUGUUUAUUCAGCUGUUCUGUUCGGUCGCUUUGGCGAUUCCAGGAAGUAAUUGGGUAUAAUUCCAGGAAGUUGUAGAGGUUUCUUGGAAGACUAAAAAAGGCGUGAGCUGCAUACUAUAUAAUUUACUUUAUUCAAAUUUGGCAUCACUGGGAGUAAUAAAUUGUUGGCAUUAUCGAAAUUUGACGUGACUUUAAAGUGAUCUUUUGGCAUGCUAUAUACUCAUGAUUCUAAGCCAUAAAAUGUGAUCCAGCCCCAAAAAUGCGAGUACGCGUCAAAAGCCGUGAUUCGGUGCAAAAAAUUAAUUCGAUGCAAAGCCAAAGUUCGAAAAUUUAUUUUCAUAAAGAAUCAUGUCUCAUUUAUAUAGAUCUGGAAUAUUAUAAAGAUAAAAGUAUAUAUGAAUUGUCGUGCAUUUUAAGAAAAGAAUCACUCCUAAGUUUUCCAAUUGACGUCCUCAAAUUUAACUUGCCUUUCGGCUUCAUGCGCCAUCGGUAUAAGGGCUUCUAAAACUCAGCCCAACUUUCACUUAAAGUGGUAUAUGCAGGUUACCUUUUCAAAUUCCACUCGAAACUAUGCGGAUAUUUAACUACUAUAACAUUUCUGAUUUUUGCUUUCCAUUAGGGAUCACAACUGAACAAAUUGGUGUUCAAGUUUUUUGGGAAACUUUUAAACGAAGGCUUGGAGUCCAACGGUGUAAUAAGUAUCUUUAGCAUGACAGAAAUUUUCUUCGAAACCUGUAAUCGUUUUUUUGUGCUGGUUAAAACCGACGAUGGCGAUAGAUUCAACGAAGAACAUAAUACAAUG
Paramuricea clavata is the source of this 3153-nucleotide messenger RNA. The record is from the annotation of a GenBank genome assembly. NCBI's taxonomy places the organism in Eukaryota, Metazoa, Cnidaria, Anthozoa, Malacalcyonacea, Plexauridae.